Messenger RNA from Dovyalis caffra, 1038 nucleotides. Lineage: Eukaryota; Viridiplantae; Streptophyta; Magnoliopsida; Malpighiales; Salicaceae. The record is from the annotation of a GenBank genome assembly.
AUGACAGAGUCAGGAUCUUCUCGAUCUAGACCAAAAGGGACCUAUGAUGUCUUUUUGAGUUUUAGAGGAAAGGAUACUCGCAAGAAUUUUACAGAUCAUCUAUAUACUGCCUUAGUCCAAGCAGGAAUCCACACUUUCCGAGAUGAUAGCGAGCUUCCUAGAGGAGAAGAAAUCCCCAAACAUCUACUCAAGGCAAUUCCAGAAUCUAAGAUAUUAAUAGUUGUCUUCUCAAAAGGCUAUGCUUCUUCUAGAUGGUGUCUUAACGAACUUGUAGAGAUUAUUGAGUGCAAAAAUAGGAAUACUGAUCAGAUUGUUCUUCCAAUAUUUUAUGACAUUGAUCCUUCAGAUUUUCAAACACAGAAAUGCAAUUUUGCAAAAGCAUUUGAUAAACAUGAUGACCGAUUUAAAGAGAAGGCAAAGGAGUGGAGAAAAGCUCUUGAGGAGGCCAAAAAUCUAUCUGGAUGGAAUCUCAAUGUUAUGGCAAAUGGGUAUGGAGCAACAAUGAUUAUGGGAGCAACUUUUGGGACUUCAUCUUGGGUGAGAUAUGAAAGAAAAUAUGAGAUGGCAAUAGAAGAAUAUUGUGGAGAAGAAUUGGAGCUGUAUCUGCAAUUACAGAUGGACGAACUUGAAAUCAAAGAAAUUGGGGUCCAUGUGAUAGUAGAGAAGCCAGAUUCAUUUGAAGAGUCAGAGUGGGAGUGGGAGUGCAAUAAUGACAUUGUUAACCAAAGAAUAUCAUCUUCUGUGGACGUUGAAGAGGAGGAUGAGAUUGACAGCCAAGAGUCGGAGUGGGAAUGGGAUCAUGACAUUGAGAAGCUGCAAGGAACAACAUCUUCUGGUGAUGUUGAAGAGAGGGAUGAGAUUGACAGCCAAAGUGGAACAGAUAGAGUGAUACUUAAACUAUAUCAUCGUCGUCUUCAUCAUCCCCUUUUGGGUUCAAUUGCAUCCUCUACCAGGGAGCAGUGGAUAACUUAUUUACUAAAGAUGUUGCCAGCAGAAUUUGUAUCCUUUGUGAUAUAUUUAAAUCGCCCUUUGACCUGA